CAUGUUUACUUUCGGCACGUUGUGAACGGGAAGUGUUUAAUUAUGCUUGAUAAUUAGUGUAACAUAAGUUAAAGACUGGAUACAUAUUUUUUCCUCCGCCCUCUCUUACCAGGGAUUUCUAUUUAAUUCGAAUCACAAGAGGAACGGUGCCAUUCAAACUGUAAAAUAUUUUUCUGAAUUUCAUACUUCCAAUUUUUUACCAUCAUGUGGUCGAGAGGAAAGGUCCUGGAAUUCUUUGGGAAGGAAUUAUCGGAUGUGCACAACACUUAUACAAAAGUUAAAGCGUCUUUUAAGAAUGAAGAAGAAGAACUAUUCAAUUUCCUGGAAAGUUUAGUUUCACAGAUACCAGAAUCACGUGCGGGGCCUUUAAUAGCAAAGACGCCACGAGCAAAACGCAAGAAAGGAAAUCUUAAGAUCGAUACGAUUCCUGAAAAUUAUGCAACCAGUUAUGAUAAUGAUUUUACUUUGACCAGUGUGGAUACAGAGCCACAUACUACAGAAGUCAAAAACGUGAUUAUAGAAAAGAUUCUAACAGGUAGAGCGAAACGUGAAGCAUCCAGAAAAGCAGCGGAUAAUAUUAAGAAACAACAAUCGCUGACUCUGACGACUAAGUUACGUAGGCCUUCCAGUGAGGAAGAACAGAACGCUCGAAUUAAUAAAGCAAAUCAAGAAACUCGAACAAAGCGACCGAAAGCAAUUCUCAGCAGCUCCGAUGAGGAAGAAGUACAAAGACCUAUGAAGCAUAGCAAGGUGAAUGGCAAGCUACAGAAAAGAAGCUCAGAAAGGAACACAGAAAAUCAAUCGGACAAAGUGGAUAAUGAAGAGGCUUUGCCAAACGUAAAGAAAGGGAAACCCUUAACGAAUAAACGGAAAUAUGAGGAUACUAAUAUCAACUCCCCCAGUUCCAGCAGAAGCUCUUUAAUCAGGUUCAAAGAACCUACUUUGAAAAAGAUGAACGUUAUGAAUGAGUCACUGGAGAGGACAAAUACGAAUGAAACAGUGGAUGCUUCAAUAUACGAAGAUGCCAUUGGCAAAAGUGGUCCCGUAAUGAACUCUACGAUGAACUAUAGCAAUACCAUAGGAACUUUCGAUAAGAAAAUGAUGAUGAAUGUCACUGUAGUUCUAGAUCCAUUACCGAUGCAUGGAAACAUCAACAAUGAAACUGUUGUACUUGAAAAGAACUCAUUUCAGAGGCCUGUCACUAGAAGUAGAAGUAAAAAUAAAAGUAGUCAAAGCAGUACUUUGAUUCAGGAAAAAGCUGCAAUGGAAUUAGCUUCUUCCCCGGAGAGCGUUACAAACGGUGGCACCUUAGCUCCUCAAAGUGAAAGCUUAAGGCCUACUAUAUUUAAAAACACCGAAGAGUUGAUAACUGACGAUGAAUCAUCUCCAGAAAGAACGUCUCCUAGAAAAAAGACAUUACAAAGAAAACAGAAUCUGGAUGGGUCCAGGAAAAGGCUAGCUCUUUCGAACUCGAGCAGUGAAGAGGAUUCCGAAAUCGAGUCAACACCUGCCAAAGCGGUGUUACAAGAGGUAAACCUCUGCAAGCCUAACAAAACCUUCGUCAAGACUGCCUUGUUCAGUCCAUAUGCAAAAGAUUCCGUGAAGAAAAAAGUAGAAGCAUUCGAACAGGCCACUUCGUCACAUGUUUCGCAAGGUAUGAUUUUAGAAGAACCUGCCAGAAUCACAAGAACGAAGAGUAAAGCUUUGGCAGCUGCUGCAGCUGGGGAAAAUUCUGCAGCAGGCUCUGCAAUGAAUAUUGCGCAAAAACUUGCUAGGAAGUCUCUCGCUAAAGCUAAGAAAAUUUCCUUGGCUAAGCAAAUUAAGACUACCAAAGAGUCAAAAGAGAACAAUAUUCAACAAUCAGCUCAAAAGAUCAGCAAAUUACUGGCAAAUGAAAAGUCAAGCCAGAAGCAGCAGCUGAAGACUACUCCACUAAGUAAAAUAAGGCAAAUGGUUCCCAUGUCGGUGAACCGUUUUAACACACCUGCCACUGGAAUCGUGACGCCUCAGAAUGUUAACGUAUUGAAGUCCAUGACAGCCUCUCGUACAAACAUCGUGUCAAAUGUGGAUUCAUUUUUGCAAUCAGUGAAAGCACCUACGAAACAGAAUUCAAGGGAAUUAUCAGAAGAGAGGAGUCGAAACGAAGAAGAUGUCCGACGAAAGAGAGCGGAAGCACUGAGGCUGCAGAUCGAAGAGAAGAAAAGAAAACGAGAGGAAAAAGAAUUGAAGAACAAAUUGGCAAGGGAGGCGAAGGAAAAACUGGCCAUAGAAAGAAGACUGAAGCUUGAAAAAGAACGAGAAGAGAAAGCACGAUUGGCACUGCAACUUCAAGAGAAACAGAAAGAGGAGGCAGAAAGAAAACGUCUUGUCCAACUCCAGCGUUUGCAGGAAAAAGAAGAUAGGCGUAAGCAAGAGGAACAAUUACGAUUGCAACGGCUGCAAGAACAGGAAGAUGCCGAACGAUUACUCGCUGAACAGAGACAGAAAGAACAAGAAAUUGAAAAACGCAAACUCGCAGAAGCAAAGGCUCAACAUAACGAAGCAAAUCGAUUAAAGGCCCAAAUGUCUGCAAUGCAGACUAAGACGAAGCAGACGGCCGUUGCAGAAAAGAAACACGAGUACGUACCAAAUGUGUAUCAUCUAGACAGUGAACCUGAUGAUGACGAAUCAGAUGACGAAUCUCAACCGAAGCAUCCGAUUCCUAUUUGGGCGAAGUCACACGUACGGGAGUCCAGAUUGAUAAUGCAACAGAGCCUGCCUUUAUGUGCGGUCCUGAAGUACUUCAACAGCAGGAUGUGCACCCCUGACCUUACGCAAUUGUUCCCUGGAAUUAGCAAGAACCGUUUAAAGCGCACCUCGAGCGCAGUGUGGAAAACCUUACCCAGAUUCUCGAUGAUGGAAAAUGACCUGGAUGAUGAGUAACCAUCCACAAAUGGAGGAAUGGUUUUUCACGGAAGGAUUAAGUGUAAGACUUGAACGUCUUACACGAUCCUUUUUAUUAAACGACUCUUGCACAUACUUCCAGGACGAAUUAUUGGGUGCGAUGAAAUCAAAUCCUAGGGAUUAUUGUCCUAUACCCAAGCGACAUCUACCGGUCGCUUUAGAAACAUUGCUGUGUGUCGACGGGGGCUUUGUUCCUGGAUGUGUGUGUAUUAAACGACUCUUGCACAUACUUCUAAAACGAAUUAUUGGGUGCGAUGAAAUCAAAUCCUAGGGAUUAUUGUCCUAUACCCAAGCGACAUCUACCGGUCGCUUUAGAAACAUUGCUGUGCGUCGACAUGGGCUUUGUUCCUGGAUGUGUGUGUAUUAAACAACUCUUGCACAUACUUCUAAAACGAAUUAUUGGGUGCGAUGAAAUCAAAUCCUAGGGAUUAUUGUCCUAUGCCGAUGCGACAUCUACCGGUUGCUUUAGAAACAUUGCUGUGCGUCGACAUGGGCUUUGUUCCUGGAUGUAUGUGUAUUAAACGACUCUUGCACAUACUUCCAGGACGAAUUAUUGGUUGCGAUGAAAUGUAAUCCUAGGGAUUAUUGUCCUAUGCCGAUGCGACAUCUACCGGUUGCUUUAGAAACAUUGCUGUGUGUCGACAUGGGCUUUGUUCCUGGAUGUGUGUGUAUUAAACGACUCUUACACAUACUUCUAAAACGAAUUAUUGGGUGCGAUGAAAUCAAAUCCUAGGGAUUAGUGUCCUAUGCCGAUGCGACAUCUACCGGUCGCUUUAGCAACGACAUCGACGUGCGUCGACAUGGGCUUUGUUCCUGGAUGUAUGUGUAUUUGCUUGUGUAUUCAAUUGCUCUUUGUUCCAUUUCUUUGUCUCGUUGUCCCAGCUCGUUCAGUCAUCCCGCUCGAGCGAGAUUAUUUUAAUUUAAGCUGCAGGGGAAAUCCAAAUACUAGCGAUUGUUAUUGUUUUACGUGAUCUUGACAAUGAUUGAUUACGUAGCGCUAGCGACUCGCCUUCUGUCAGUUUGGGCUUUGACAAACUAACGUUAACUUUGUAAUUAUAUAUGCAUGAUUUUAAGGAUUUCAAAAUGAUUUCUAAACAGAACUCGAUUAAGGAUAUUUGUACAUUAAAGUAGGGAUUCUUAUUUCUUUCUCUGUCUUCGUUUGUAUAUUUAAAUAAGUGACUAGUAGUCAUGUGGCGCCUAUUCUGCCAUUUGGGGAUUGUUGUGCCAUGCUCAAGGCAUGAAAUAUGACAACUAGCAUUGCAAAAGUACUGUGUCAACUUUUAAUUACUGUCUCGAAAUCGUAAACUUGUCACUGGAUUUUGUAGGCUGAUUUUCGGAAAGUGCUAUUUCGUUUCCUAAUACAUGGUCGAUAAAAAACUGACCAUUCGACACAUUUCAUGAAUAUCUGGUUUCUUCCGAUCCUAGUCUCUAUUAGGAAAUAUUCGUUUCGAAAAAUAACGGCUGGGAAGUUCAUGCGAUUUCCUCGCUUCUGACGUCAUCGAUUCAAAAUGGCCGAUUCAUGGAUUCAAAAUGGCCGAUUCACGGUUACUAGGGUCUUAAAAUGUUAUAUACUAUUGUUUCCACUUCUUUCGUCUUCUUUUUUAAUACAAGCUAUUGGGAUAGUG
Orussus abietinus is the source of this 4568-nucleotide messenger RNA. It is a transcript of the gene Incenp, whose product is annotated as titin homolog. Gene Ontology annotation, biological process: positive regulation of protein serine/threonine kinase activity; metaphase chromosome alignment; meiotic spindle midzone assembly. NCBI's taxonomy places the organism in Eukaryota, Metazoa, Arthropoda, Insecta, Hymenoptera, Orussidae. Gene Ontology annotation, molecular function: protein serine/threonine kinase activator activity. Bases 205 to 2922 code for a protein of 905 amino acids. The record is from RefSeq and is a predicted model, not a curated record. Gene Ontology annotation, cellular component: meiotic spindle midzone; kinetochore; midbody. The transcript has 9 exons.